AAGUCUUCUAUAAAGGUUUUCCUCUCAGUUCAGGGUCUGAUUUAUGUAUUACCUUUAGGUCUCAUGUUUGUGUACUCUCCUUUCAUCUAGAGUAAUUCUUCAAUCUUCUUUUUUUUGUUCUUGUUGUUUUUGAAAAGUAUGGGCAAGGGAUUUCGACAAAGGCCUUCAUCUGGGGACUAUCUGGUAUUUUUCAGGUUUCGGUUCGGAUGACGCAGUAUUGGCAGCGAUCCCACAGAAGUGGUGAGGAGUCUUUCCAGUGCAACAUGUCGAGAGGCUAGUGAUGUGGGUUUCUCCCAGUACUGGUGAUCUCAACUCUGUUCACAUGUCUGUCAAAAGUCUCUACUGAAAAGUUCGGCAUUCCUGGUACUCUGUGUAUCUCAGGACUCUGAACAACGCCAGAAGUAGGAAGAAAAAUGAGCACGUUCACAGAAUCGGUGACAUUCAAGGACGUGGCUGUGGUCUUCACUGAGGAGGAGAUGGGGCUGCUAACCCCUGCCCAGAAGAAGCUGUACCGAGAUGUGAUGGUUGAAAACUUCAGGAACCUGGUGUCAGUGGGUGGCAAGAACCCAAGGCAGGUGGAGACUGUUCCCCAAGCAGGAGCACAUGAGGAGCUUUCCAGCUUGCAUAUCUGGCAACAGAUUGCAAGUGACUUAACCGGGUGUCAAGAUUCCAUGAAAAAUAGGUCCCAGUUCUACCAACAAGGUGAUUCACUGUUUCUGGUUGCAGGAGGACUAUCUAACAUUCACACAGAAGAGGCACCUCACCAGUGUAAUGAAUGUACAGAAACCUCCAGUGACGUGUCCAGCUUUGAUCUUCAUCUGCGAUUACACUCACAAGAGAAGUCUGUCACAUGUAAUGAGUGUGGAAAAAGCUUCUGUUAUAUCUUAGGUCUUCAAAAUCAUCAGAGAGUUCACAUAGGAAAGAACUGCUGUAAGUGUGAUGAGUGUGGUAAGGAAUUUAGUCAGAGUUCACAUCUGCAAAGUCAUCUGAAUAUCCAUACUGUAGGGAAACUGCAACAAUAUGAAGAAUGUGGGAAACACUUCAGGCAUAGAGCAACAGUAAAUGUUCAUUACAAAGGCUACACAGGAGCAAAACCUUAUAAUUGUGAGGACUGUGGGAGAGCUUUUAUUUACCGUUUGCAUUUUCAGGAACAUCAGAGAAUCCACACUAGGGAGAAAACAUUCAAAUGUGAUACAUGCGGUAAGUACUUUGGUCGUAGAGCAGCACUUAAUACUCAUUACGUGUUCCAUAAGGGAGAGAAACCCUACAAAUAUGAGGAGCAUGGGACAAACUUCAUUCAUAACUCAUAUCUUUAUAUCCAUCAGAGGGUUCCCACAGGAGAAAAACCUUGUAAGUGUGAGGAAUGUGGUAAGAGCUGCAAUCAUCCUUUGCAAUUUCAGGCCCAUCAGAGAGUUCACACUGGAGAGAAACCAUACAUAUGUAACAUGUGUGGAAAAGCCUUCAUUUACAGUUCAAAUUUGCAUUCCCAUCAGGUAGUCCACACUGGAGAGAGAUCAUACAAAUGUGAUGUGUGUGAGAAGGGUUUCAGUCAGAGUUUAUGUCUUAAAAUCCAUCAGAAAAUCCACAAUGUAGAGAAACCUUGUAAGUAUGAGGAGGGUGGGCAAAACUUCAAUUGGAGUUCAAGACUUCAAGUUCACCAGGUGAUUCAUACUGGAGAGAAAUCCUAUAAUUGUAAUGAGUGUGGGAAGGGCUUCAGGCAGGCUGCACAUCUUUUGACCCAUCAGAGAGUCCACAGUGGAGAAAAGCCAUUUAAAUGUGAAGAUUGUGGGAAGGGCUUCAUUACUAGAGCAGAUCUUCAAAUUCAUUAUAGAAUCCACACAGGAGAGAAACCCUAUAAUUGUGAGGAAUGUGGGAAAGGCUUCAGGCAGGCUGCACAUCUUUUGACCCAUCAGAGAGUCCACAGUGGAGAAAAACCAUUCAAAUGUGGAGAGUGUGAGAAGUCCUUUAGUAGUAGAUCAAAUCUUCAAACUCAUCGUAGAAUCCAUACAGGAGAGAAAUCCUACAAUUGUGAAGAGUGUGGGAAGGGCUUCAGGGUCGCUUCACAACUUCUGACCCAUCAGAGAGUCCACAGUGGAGAAAAACCAUUUAAAUGUGAAGCGUGUGGGAAGUACUUUGGUAGUAGAUCAUAUCUUCAAACUCAUCAUAGAAUCCACACAGGAGAGAAAUCCUAUAAUUGUGAGGAGUGUGGGAAGGGCUUCAGACAGGCUGCACAUCUUUUGACCCAUCAGAGAGUUCACAGUGGAGAAAAACCAUUCAGAUGUGAAGAGUGUGGGAAGACCUUUUGUCAGAAUUCACACCUUCAAGCCCAUCAACGAGUCCAUAAUGAAGAAAAGCCAUACAAAUGUGAAAAGUGUGGAAAGGGCUUCAAGUGGAGCGAGAAUCUUAACACACAUAGGAGAGUCCACACAGGAGAGAAACCAUAUAAGUGUGUGAAGUGUGGUAAGUAUUUCAGUCAAGCCUCAAGUCUUCAACAUCAUGAGCACGUCCACACUGAAGAGAAACCAUACACGUGA
Messenger RNA from Trichechus manatus latirostris (Florida manatee), 2534 nucleotides. Its product is annotated as zinc finger protein 234-like. The transcript has 5 exons. Lineage: Eukaryota; Metazoa; Chordata; Mammalia; Sirenia; Trichechidae. Gene Ontology annotation, molecular function: DNA-binding transcription repressor activity, RNA polymerase II-specific; RNA polymerase II cis-regulatory region sequence-specific DNA binding. Gene Ontology annotation, cellular component: nucleoplasm. Gene Ontology annotation, biological process: regulation of transcription by RNA polymerase II. The record is from RefSeq and is a predicted model, not a curated record. The coding region runs from base 414 to 2534 and encodes 706 amino acids.